AUGAAGAAAGAUGCACCCAUCACCGAAGCCAAGCCGACCCAUCCUGCGCCAGCAUCACAACAGGUCCUACGCUCAGUUUCACCCUCCAGCGACGAAGAUGCCACCAACCUCCCAUCCCCAGCCGGGCACCGCCCACAACCCAAAGACGACACCGACGCGGAAAGCAUAGGCGGCCAACGCAACACAAUGUCCCGCAGACGCAUGCUCCUCGCCUUCUCCGCCCUCUCCGUCUGCCUCUUCGUCUCCUUUAUCGACCAGACCAGCGUCUCGACCGCCGUCCCGGCCAUCGCGGAGGACCUCGACACCGGCACGGCCACCUCGUGGAUCGGGACGUCCUUUCUGAUUGCUUCGACGGCCUUUCAGCUCAUCAACGGGCGGCUAUCGGAUAUUUUUGGGAGGAAGAAUCUGCUGAUGAUUUGUCUUGUGCUCAUGGCUGUUGGGGAUGUUCUCUGUGGGUUUUCGAAGACGAAGGAGCAGCUUUUUGCGUUUCGGGCUGUUGCUGGUAUUGGUGGUGGUGGGAUUAAUAGUAUCGUCAUGAUUAUUGUGAGCGAUAUCACGACCCUGGAGAAUCGGGGGAAAUACCAGGGCGUUCUCGGCGCCGUCCUCGCCCUCGCAAACGGCGUCGGCCCCUUCGUCGGCGGCGCAGUCGUCCAGGAAUCAACCUGGCGAUGGGUCUUCUGGAUGGUCCCUAUCAUCAGCGCCCCAGCCGCCGUCACAAUUCUCUUCUGUCUCCCGCUAAAGCACCGCCCGGGUAAUUACGGCGAAAAGGUCAAAAAAAUUGACUACGGCGGCAUCGCGCUCAACAUGGCCUCGACGCUGCUGCUCCUCGUCCCGCUAUCCGGAGGCGGCGUGACGUACCCCUGGUCUUCACCGUUUGUCGUCGCCGGCGUCGUUGUUGGCGCCGUGCUUGCGGUUUUGUUCGUGCUCUACGAGUGGAAGCUGGCGAAGCUGCCUAUCAUGCCUUUGCGCUUGUACCAAGCACCACAUUGCAGUGCGUUAUUUGGGCAGACGUUCCUCAUGGGCCAGGCGUAUUUUGGGAAUUUGUUUUAUCUGCCGAUCUACUUCCAGUCUAUACUGAACUACGAGCCGCUCGUUUCAGGAGCGCUUAUUCUACCCGUCAUCAUCACGACUUCGGCGCUGUCUAUUCUUUCGGGGCAGUAUAUGCUGCGAGUGGGACGGUAUAUGCCCUGUAUCCUCGCGGGCUUCUUCCUCUGGACGCUGGGAAACGGUCUCACUAUUCUUUUUGAUCGGGAUACGGCAUUAGGAAAGUUGAUUCCGAUCUUGAUUAUUGUAGGCGCGGGGAUCGGGUUGACGCUGCAGCCUACGCUGGUGGGCAUGUAUGCCAACUCCCGCUCUGAAGACCGCGCCGUCACGACGGGGUUGCGGAACUUCAUUCGUACCAUCGGCGGCGCGUUCGGGCUCGUGGUGUCGGGUGUGAUACUAUCCAACACGCUGCGGCGGGAUCUUCACGGAAAAGAAUUUGUUUCCGAUGCGGUGAUUGCGGAGCUUACUUCGUCGACGUAUACCUUGGACCAGAAGGGGUUCUCGGAUGCGGAGAAGGCAGUGAUUUUGGAAGCGUAUAUGAAGGGGUUGCAUUAUAUCUUUGUUUACUAUGUUAUUUGCACUGGGUUGAGCUUGGUGUUGACGCUUGGGGUUGGGAAUACGGGGUUGAAGGCGAAGAAAGCGGUGCCGUCUGAGGAGGCUUCGGAGGGUCCGAAAGGGGUGUCGGGGGAUGCUCCGACUAGGAAUCGUGAGAAGGUCGACGAGAACUAG
This is a messenger RNA of Colletotrichum phormii, 1773 nucleotides long. RefSeq names its product major facilitator superfamily transporter. Bases 1 to 1773 code for a protein of 590 amino acids. Gene Ontology annotation, biological process: transmembrane transport. The transcript has 2 exons. The record is from RefSeq and is a predicted model, not a curated record. Gene Ontology annotation, cellular component: plasma membrane. NCBI's taxonomy places the organism in Eukaryota, Fungi, Ascomycota, Sordariomycetes, Glomerellales, Glomerellaceae. Gene Ontology annotation, molecular function: transmembrane transporter activity.